AAUAUGGCGGCCGUUGGGGCUCGCCAGGGCAUACGGUCACACAAAACUGGGCGUUUUAAAUCUCGAAAUGACAGUGGCGAUGAAGUUUUUCGAUUGGACUUUACCAAAGGCCCAACAGAUAACUUGAAGGAAAUACUCGUCAAUACUAUUGCACAAAUACAGACUUCUAAAUCACGUAAACUUGGUUACUUAAAUGCCUUUGUUAAGUUCCUACAGAAAUAUAAGCAGGAAAAAAUCACUGGAUAUUCAAAGAGAGAUAUUUUAAGCUGUUUGAGAAUAAGUUUGUUUCAUGAAGCAAAAGAAGUAAGAGCAGCGACCUUGAGAGUUUUACGAUAUUUUAUACAAGAUGGUGAAGCUAUAGACUUGGUGUAUGCAUUACAGAUAGAUUAUUUGAUUGUAAGAUCAGUGGAUGUUUGUCUAGACAAUGAGGUAGAAAGAAUACAUGCCAUUAAAUUGAUAAGAAAAAUAGCACAUGUAGCACCUCAAAAACUGUCUUCAUCUCUAGUGUAUCCAUUGGUUGCUAUUGGUAAUGAUGGCAACCAUGAAAGAGACAGAAUGGUCAGAAUAUCGUUAGCUACAAUCUGUGAAAUAGCUUUUCUGAACCCUGAGUUAUUAGCAUUAUGUGGUGGUAUAUCAACAAUCAUACGAGCAGCAUUAGACUGUCAUCAGUAUCCCAGGAUCAACGAGUCACUUGUAUCAACCAUUUUAUAUUUGUUAAAUCAUCCUAGGACAAGACAUCUGAUUAAAUUCAACACAGAUUUAGAGCAAUUGUUAGCUCCAUUCACUGACUGUCAUUAUAGAUUUAGUGCAGAUUCUAGUGAUGGAUCUACUGGAGAAGAUAAAGAACAUAGAUUUGCCUCCAGUAAGAUGGCUGUAAUAGCUAUAAUGAAAUCAUGGCCAGGUAUACUGAGAUUUUGUCGACCUGAUGGUAGUGGUUUACAAUCUAUUGUCGGAAUUUUAUAUCUUCCCUUUCCUGAAAUUAGGCAAGGAAUAUUGGAUAUUUUAUAUGAUUUAUUUCGACUACAAGUACCAGAAUUUACAGAAAAUUUCUCAGAGGCACUUCUCAGCGUUGAUCAAUCAGUGAUGAAGGAUACAUGGAGACUUACAGAAGGAUUUGUUGCAGAGGAAGGAAAAUCUUCACUUCCUCAUAUGGCUAAAAUUAGACCUAAUUUAGUAGAAAACCAUUUAGCAUUGAUACUAUUUGCCUGGAUAGGAGCUGGCAUUCUAGAGGCUUUAGUUGAAGUUAUAAUCAGCAGUAGUACAAAGUUAUCUAUUAGGGCAACAAUAUUGUUAGGAGAACUGUUACAUUUGGCGAGUACAUUAUUACCACAUGAAUGUAGCUACCAUAACCAUUGUUUACCCUCUCUGUUGUCUAUAGCUUCAUCAAUGGAUGUACAGGCUGACCAAAGAAACCAAGCUCAGAAAGCAGUAUAUUACCUAGAUAGAUUUCAUUCACUGAAGAAGAAAGGUGUGGUUCCAUGUAGUUUAUACCUUGACCAGCUAAUUCAGUACAGCAGUGGAAAAAAUGCUGGACAUAAAAAACAGUUCCACUUACAAAAAGACAAGCUGUAUGACUUAUAUUUGGCAAAGUUUCCAUCAGAUGAUAUAAUCACACAAGCGAUGAGAGAUUCUAUGGUGGUAGGCACUAAGAAUAAUAACAUGUGGAACUGGGAUCUUAUAUCAUCUAUAUUGAAGUGGCCAGAAGAAAAGAUGAAGAGGGUUGACGAUCAGAUUCAGUCAAGGUUUAUCAAACGUCUUGUAUACUUCUUUAAACCAACAAAUCAUAUAUUUUCACGACAAGAACUGAAGAAUGGGAAAUCUAAAAAGAUAGCACAUGUAGGAUGUCUAUUAAUAGAUUUCCUUAUAUCUUGUGAUCAGGAUGAGGCUCAGAAACAGGUUAUAGACUUUCUAAAUGACAUAGGACAGUGUCUCUCAGAGAUAUCAAGUCAUUAUCUAGCUCCAGAAUCUGUACUCAGUCCAUCAAACAUUCAGAAGACCUGUAGUCAGUAUUAUUUUUUAAUGGUUGGUAGAUUUAGCUGCUCUGUAAAAGGAGAUAGAUUGUUGGAAAAGACUUGCAUAUAUCAGUAUUUAAUGGACAUUGUCUCAUCUGUGAAUCAGGACAGUUAUGUAAAGUUGACAGUAUCAAGCCUUAAUUACAGCAGGGAUAACAAUACAAGACAUGUGUUAGCCAAGGCUCUUAGUUCUUCUAUUGAGACAUCAAGGCUAUACACUACAAAUUUUUUACGAGUAUUACUAAGAUCGCGUGUUCCAGGGUUUAGUACUUGGGGAAUGGAGUUAAUAGUCACUCAGCUGUAUGACAAGUCAACAAGCACAGCAAUGGCUGCUAUAGCUCUUUUGGAAGAAGCAUGUGAAGUUGAUACAUGUCUAAAUUCACUUCUAAAGCUACGUCCAUCAUGUUUACAUCUUGGUGAUAAAGGAGUGUUGUUACUAUGUAGACUGUUAUCUACACCAAAAGGCUUUAAGACGUUAUUGGCUGCUAACUAUGUAACCAGUGAACUACUGAAAUGGAGAAAGACGUAUAAUGCCAAAUAUGUGAACAUAGUAGAAGAACGACUAAAUGAAGCUUUGACAACGUAUGAGAAAACGUAUGAAGGAUCAUUUACCAGGAGAUCUAGUCAAUCAAGACCAAAGAAGGAUGCUUUCCUCCCUGUACAUUUGUAUGGAGAGUUAGUACAACAUAAAGAUGGAUUUGAACUUCUGAAACAACAGGAGUACAUUGAAGAAUAUUUUGAGUGUGUUAAAUGCCAGUAUUUAAUAACAGACGAAGAUGAGACCAAACUUAAGACUGCUUUAUGGGUUGUGGGUCACAUAGGAACUUCUACAUGGGGUAUACAAUGGUUGGAGGAGGAAUGUUUACUACCUGAGAUUAUUAAGCUGGCAGAAGAGUGUGGUGUUUUCUCUUUAAGAGGAACAGCAUUUUAUGUACUUGGUUUAUUAGCCAGUACAAGAGAGGGUGCUCAACUGUUGAGUGAGUUAGGUUAUGAAUCCUGUUGGAGAACCAGAGAGGAAAUGUGGCCGGUAGUUGAGGAUAAGACAGAAUUAUUAGAUUUCAAUCAUUUACAUGACAUUCAGGAUGUUAAAAGUGAAAGUAAUUAUAGCAUGGCUGGUAGCAUACGAGAUAUAGAUAUUAAUAAGAUUCAUUCCCCAAGUGCUUUAUCAUCGAGUCUGUUUUUUAUUGAAGAGGAAGGGAAGAAUGGUUGUGAUUCAAAACAAAGCUGUGAUAAAAACUCAAACUUUGACUCAUCUGCCUACAUUCCUCAUAAGAUAAACAAUCGUGUCAGAACACUGCCACAUGAUUCUAGACGAGCUAAUACAUUACCAUUACGUCCACAGUCAAUUAGAAGUGUUGCUGUCCGUUCAGAUAGGCUACGAAGUUCAAGUGAUGAUACAGAUAAACGAUUUAUGGAGAAAAAACAUGCCACUUUGCAUUCUCAGGAAGAUUUGAUGGUAAAAGUUCAAUCAGAACAAAAAACAAAACUUGUUCCUGAAAAACAGGCAACAAUUGAACCAGAUAAAGUUGCUACGGAGAGUAAAGAAAAAUCAAAUUUAGAACUUAUUGGGAUUUUAAAAGGGUCAAGACUUGAUUCUGUAAUGAGAGGUCGUAGUGCGACUGUUGGCUCAGUGCCUCCAAGUGAGAGUACUAAACAAGACAAUGUAAACAAUAGCAACAGUAAAAGUGCUGAAAAUAUUCACCGCCAUAGUGGAUCAUUUAACGUGAAUGUAUCAGUCAUACCUGUGAUUAAAUUACCUAGUAUUGACUUAGAACAUCAGGACAGUGUGGUUAUAAAUCGUUCACCGCCAACAACCAUUCAUAUAUCUGUAGAACCAGAGAAACCUGUUGUUUCAGUAAAAAAAUGCAAUUUUAGAAUUGGUUCAGAUGAGGAGGAGGAUGAAGACCACAAAGUCCCAGAAAGGAAAAAAGACCAUAUAAAAGAAGCAAGUUUUAACUUGCCAUCUUAUUUAAAGGAAUCAAAAGGCAACAGCAGUGAUAGUUCAAAAACAAGUAAAAGUAGAACAGACAGUUUUAAUACUGACUCUACAACCAGUGGAAUAGGAUCGUUAGAAUCAGGAGCUCAUUGUGGUGCAUCUAGUGAAAUAGCUUCAUUAAGCCCUAUAGCAAGUUCUUCAUCAUUAGAAAAUAUAAUGAGACAAAGCUCUCAAGAAAAGUCAAGUAUUCAUCCGUCCAUUAACAGAAGGAGAUCAUUAAACUUGAACCGUAUUCCUAGUCUCAGAAAAUCACAAGCUAGUCCUGCAUAUGGCAUUUUACCUUCAUCUCGAAUGUCUGAAAAUAUAUCUGCUGAAAAUGCAGUUAUGUAUACAACUACCCAGGAUGCAUUAGGCUAUUCAACAUGGAGGUCAUUACGGCGGCAAAGAACAUACAGUUCCGAUAUGGAAUCAGAAUUAGGUAUUGGAAUGUUAUAUGGAGAGGAUGUGCCUUCCAGUACACUUAGCAGGCAAUCAAGCAUAGAAUCAAAGAUGUCAUUUGAUCAUUUAGCUCUCAAGGGAUUAAGUGCAACUAUACCAAGAAACUCUAGUACUGUAUCACUACAAGAUCAAGAUCGACCAUCUAGUCCAUUUUCUGUUUCACCGAAGGCCAUAUUGUUACAACGUAAACCCCAUACAGGAAAGGCAGAGUUCCUAGGUCUUACAUUACCUGUUGAUAUCAAUAUGAUAUUUGAGGUUCACGAAGGAGAAGAUAAAAGAUCACAUUCUGGGGUAGAAAGCAGAAAGUCAUCAGGUUUUGGUAGUGCAUCACGUCACUCUUCAGUCACAACGUACGACACAGAUGAACACGAGACAGCUAUAUGUAUAGUUUGUCAUCAGUUACGACACGAUUACAAUGCUCUCAAAGAACAAGAUGAUGCUGUAGGUGAAGAAAUAGAAGCAGCAAGGGCUGAAGUUGACGAAACAAAAUCUUUAUCCUCCAUCUACAAACAAACGAGAACGAGGCUGGACAGUUGUAACGAGCCAUCAUCAGCGACACCUGGUAGUGUUACUAGUAUGACAAGUAAUGAAUCAUCAACUAAGAAGAUAGACUUUGAAAGUGUCAAUGGCAGAACAAUGUUACGUAAAGAAGUGAAGAAGUUUGUUGUCAGUCUCAGUAGUUUUAUCAAUGUCAAGUCUUCAGAACAGGGUUUGUUAACGUUAAAGCAGAAAGUGCCGAAAGCUUUUCAGGACUUAUGUUUCUUCUCAGAGGUUAUACACAUUUUAGGAACUUGUUCUUUUAGAUUGACUGCCAGAAGAUUUAUACAGGAAUUGUUUGAUGAGUUUGAUAUGGAUCAGAUAUUGCAAGAGGCUAAAUCAAUACUUGGUGUAAAUGCAGAAAUACAUGACCCAAGGAGAGUUGGGAGACAAGAAAACUUGGAUAGUGUUUGGGAAAAAGAUUUCUAAUUAAAACAUUUACAUGAACCAAGUAGGAAUGGUGAAAAGAAAACAGUGGCUGAGAAAAUAUUUCAGAACUACAAGAUAAAACUAACCAAAGAAAUCACCACAAUCUCUGAUAAAAAGAUGUUUAAACUACAAAUCAAUUGCUAUGAAUUACCUACUGAUUACUGUCCUGACAAUUCAGAGUUUGUUCUUCAAUUUAAAAAUAAUUCUGUGCAUUUACUUUUUGGGACUGUUGAAAAGUUGAGAAAAAUGCACUUGAUUAGUUAAUGCAAUUGCAGGAAAUGCUACAUACAGAUAAUGCUUUCAAAUAUAGAAUGUCAGCUCUAAUCAAUACGAUACUCAUUCUCUGGCAUUUUUUUCAACAUAAUAAAACCUGCAAAAAAAAUUCUCAAUUUAAUGUAAAAUUUAAAAUACCAGGACUGGUGGUCAUUUUAGAUUUAGAAUAUCAAAAGAUAAAUUUCACCACAAAAUGGAUACAAUCACGAAUGAUUGUUGUCUGUCAUCAUAAAAUUUAUCUUUUAUACAUUACAGUGUUAAAUCUGUAUAACCAGGUUACAUGUUAAAAGGGAAAGUUAUGUUACUUGGAGACUUAUAGUUUGUAUAUCUCUUUAAGCUGGUAUAACAUGGAAAUCUAAAGAAAUGUUUCUAUUAGAAGGCCAGUGUGUUAUUUUUUUUUGUGAUAUCUUCAGGAGAUUUGUAUGAAGAGACAAAUUCAUUAUUGUGAUAUUUUGUACAGACAAUAUUUAUUGUAAUAAAUGCCAAAAAGUUUUUAUUGAAUGAAAUAUGUAAAUAUUUAUUUAGCAAUGAGAUGAACUUUGUUAUGAACAGUUUUUUCGAGAUUUUAUACAAGAUUGUGAUUAAUUUAAAAAGUUAAUCAAUUUUAACAUGUAAAGGGUUAAAUAAGGAGCCAAGCUUCAAGUCAGUUACAUUUUAAGCAAUAAUGAGUAAUACAAUGGUAUGUCUUGUAAUUUGUGUAUAAUCAUUCCACGAUAAGUUCUGUUUUUUUUUUAUUGCUAUUUAAUAUAUGACUAGAAGUGAGGCUUUUACAAAAAUUUAUUAUUAAUGCAGCUUCCGUUUUAGCUUAAUAUUGAGAUAACUAUAAACUUUACACCUAUGUUUCUUAUGAUCAAAUCCUUGUUCUUUUCAGCAGCCGUUUAAACAAAAAUGAUACUUAUUAAAAUCAUAUUUCUGUGGCACGAUCUUGGAUAAGGAAAAAUUAUCAUAUUUGUUUUGAUAUCCUUUGGUCUUUGGUCAGACCACACAUCCUGAUUUUUAAAUUAAUAUUAGCAGUUGGCAGGUUUUUUAAGUUGUGUAACAAACUGUACUGAUUUGAUUGCAAUAAAUUUUUUUUACAUAAUAUUGAAAUUUUAAAUAAUGUAAUUCAUUCUCAAAUCUUGUAAUAUAUCCCAGCCACAAAUGUUUACAUCACACAUCCAUUGAAGUCAUUGCCUACUGUGUUUAGGUUUUACAUAGCACUUUGUUUUAAAGGUUUAAAUAUCUAGUCAAAUAUUACAUGUAUUUUUCUUGGUGUAUAUGUGCAGAUAUUUAUAUAUGUUUUUGAUACAUAGGCUGACAGUAUGUGCAGAUACAUCAAUUACAUUUACUUAAAAAACUGAAUUCAAAAGACCAUUUGUUUUAAUCUUGCCAGCUUGUAUGUAUCAGAAAGGGAAAAUGAAGCCAUUUUGUCUGAAUUUUUUUUUGCAGCAGUUAAGUUUAAGGUAAAUGAACUUAAAGCUUAUAAAAUCCUUCUGUUAUUUCAACCUGUAACAGGUACUGUAAUUAUUCAAGAAACAUUGUUUUGCAGUUUCAAAUAGGUGAAUUUAAAAGUGCAUUAUUUUAUCUAGUAGUUAACAGUUGAGAUAGGUAGAGGUAAAGACAUGCUGUUCAUGUCAAAUUUAACAUUUAAGACUGAUAUACAGACCAUUCAUUUUGAUCUUUCAACAGCUAUAUAAAAGGGUUUCAGUAUGAGAUUAUGAUAAUAUAUCCAUAAAGCAAAUGAAUAAAAGUAUAUUUGGUAUUUACUUCAUCCUAAAACUGCAUAAAUUGAUAGUGUUAAGAAUUAGGGGCAUUAGAUUAAGAAAGGUUAGUGAACUGGACAGAUUUAUGAAAGUUCUCCAUAUUUUCACAAUAAAGGGUCAAAGAAUAAUUAUCAAACAUAGUCAUUUUAUAUGUUGUCUUCUUCUUACUUUCUCAGUUCCUAGUUAAGGUAUGAUAAACAAAUUAUUUAUACUUUGAAAAGUUAGUAGACAUAUCUUUAUCUCAUUAAAGUUUCAAUGGGUUUCUAUUCUUUUUGGGGAUGAAUUUGAUUUGUUGAAAUACAAUACAUUGUAAUCUAACAUUUAUAAAUGAAUUUGGUGAUCAUCAUUUUCGUAGUUAAAUUUCUUCUCCCCUCACAAUAGUAAUAGUUAAAGGGAGCAAGACUUUCAUGGUACUAUAUGGCAGGAAAUACCUUUCUCAUACCAACUAUCAUUUGUUAUUCAAAUUUUUUUGUAGACCUUGAUUUACCAUUACACUAUUCAAAAUAAAAGCAGGUGAGACAUAAACUGGUAGUGUGUCAACUCUUGUUAAAUAAUUUGAAUGUUUGACAUAAUAGCCUACAUUGUAUUGUAAUUUAUAUUUUUUUUCAUGUGCACAUUUCUAAUCAACUGUAUGUAUCAUAAUAAGCAGAGGUAUGUUAAACAUUAAAUGUAUGUCCUAAUUUGUUGAAAGUACAGUUAUAUUUUAUUAUGAUUUGUUGAUAUUUUGUAUAUUUUUUAAAGAAGUAAGAUAAUGAUAUAUAUGAUACUUACGGAGAACUAAUAGGGCUGUGACAAUUUAUCCUCCGUGAGGGUAAGAACGGUUAUAUUACCACAUACACACAACCAGUUUGUAUUCAUUUUAUAAGAAUAAAAAUCUUUUCUAUGUAAUGGUCAGUGUGAAUGAAAGUUGUUUUAUUGCUAGAAGUAAAUGUUGAUUUUGUAAAUCAUU
Molecule: messenger RNA, 8376 nt
Organism: Mytilus californianus (California mussel)
Lineage: Eukaryota; Metazoa; Mollusca; Bivalvia; Mytilida; Mytilidae
Product: rapamycin-insensitive companion of mTOR-like
Exons: 35
Coding region: 4-5412 (1802 amino acids)
Biological process (GO): positive regulation of phosphatidylinositol 3-kinase/protein kinase B signal transduction; TORC2 signaling
Cellular component (GO): TORC2 complex
Molecular function (GO): protein serine/threonine kinase activator activity
Source: RefSeq, a predicted model, not a curated record